AUGGGAAGGAAGGAGUCAGUGGAGAUGGAGCUGUACAGCGCUCGUUUCAGGACCGUUUUGCUCGUUGCGAUGGCAGGCUUGUUAUUAAUGGCGCUUAACCAGCGAAUGGAGACGUAUUCACCACAGACCAUCUACGUGCGGCGGCCCGUGGCAAAAUUACAAUCAGAUGAGGUGGUUAUCGCUUCCCCAUCUGCGAGCCGACAAUACAAGACAAAGUUCCCCCCCUCGCGGACAGGUCGGCAAAACACGGGCAUCGAUGGGAAACUAAAGGUUCCCAACGUGCUGCACUACGUCUGGUUAACCGACCCAAAAGCUAAGGGCGCCACAAUUCAUUCCAUGACUCUGUACCGUAUGCUUGGUCCGAUCAGUGCCUGCAGGAACCUGCGACCAGACCGCAUUAUCUUACACAGUAACCAGCGCCCGAGUGGCCGCUUGUGGGAUGAGCUGUUUCGCAUAGUGCCGAUAGAGCACGAAUACUACCCCGAUGUUAAAGAGGUGUUUGGCCAGCCCGUCGAUAAUAUAGCACAUCGCUCUGACGUAGCGCGUAUUGAUAUCAUACGAUCACACGGCGGCAUCUAUCUUGACUUUGAUGUCGUCGUUCUCAAGUCGUUCGACCCGCUUCGUGUGCACGACUGUGUACUUGGUGUUGAGUCAGGCAAGGCGGCUGGUACGAGAAACAUGACCAACGCAGGCGUGAUCAUCGGUGCGAAAAACGCCACUUUUCUGAACAUGUGGUACGAUGGCUACCGUGACUACCGCGAAAAUUGGCUGUACAACUCGGCAGUCGUGCCGAAUAAACUGCGUGCGAAGCACGGGCAGCUGCUGCACGUGGAUCCGAAUAUUUGGCACGACACUUCUGGACACAUCUUCAAGAGUUUCGCCGACCUAAGUCACACGUAUGCCUAUCACAUGUGGGUAAAUCAUAAUUUCCGGAAUGUGCCGGGCGUUAACAAGCAUGAUAUAAACCCUCAAGACGCCUUCCUCAUGAAUAACACCUUCGGUGAACUACUGCUCAGGUUUUACACUCAUUAUUACUGGUUGGGCAAUACUUCCGUUCCCGCUGCCCCGUAGAUGGCUGCAAUUGUUUGGAAAACGGCUGUGCAGUGUAGUUGCUAGUAAACACUGUUCAUCCCAGCCGACCUUUCCCAGCCUAGCUUGAACAAUAACACAGAAGUGCGAGCGUUCACGCGUGCGUGCGUGCGUGCGUGCGUGCGUGCGUGCGUGCGUGCGUGCGUGAGUGCGUGCGUGAGUGCGUAUAUGUGCCAAAACAUCCUGCAUGGUAUAGCAUUCCCAGGCGGGAAAGUUUGGCCACAAGUCUUUAAAUAGUUUUUAAUAAACUGGUUGACGAGAAGGUUUUUAAAGUGAACUUGAUCUAGAAUUUAGAAGUUUUUGCCAUUUCUUUAAUUGCGCAUUCGUGUGGCGGCUGAAAAAUGCACAUACGGCGCACUUUUCAGUAUAAAAACAUCUUGUAACUUGACCGUUUUUGAAAAAAAAAUAUUCUGGAUAAACAUUUGAGAUAACAAAAUGCACAUUGUGUCCUGCAAUGGAAGGUCUUUGUUGAGGUGUCUCAACAUUACUCCUGUUCAGUCAUGGGAAUUUCAUAAUACGCUUAGCAUGGUCGCCAAUGGAAAAU
Messenger RNA from Priapulus caudatus, 1633 nucleotides. RefSeq lists its product as uncharacterized. The record is from RefSeq and is a predicted model, not a curated record. Bases 1 to 1071 code for a protein of 356 amino acids. The transcript is spliced from 3 exons. NCBI's taxonomy places the organism in Eukaryota, Metazoa, Priapulida, Priapulimorpha, Priapulimorphida, Priapulidae.